AUGACUCCCCCAGCAGGACACAUCGGCCGCAACCACUCUCACCUCCGCUGGUCCAAGAACAUAUCCCCCGUACAGACCAUUUCCUCAGGGGAAACUCUUACCUUCGACGCCAUCGACAGCAGCAACGGCCAGAUCACCAAAGACUCAGACACCAGCGCCCUCAGCGCCUUCGACAUUAGCAUCGCCAACCCGGUCUUCGGGCCCGUCUGCAUUCGAGAUGCUGAACCAGGCGACGCGCUCAAAGUCGAAGUCCUCGACCUCCAAACCGCCGACUGGGGCUGGUCGGCCGUCAUCCCCAACUUCGGUCUGCUAGCCGAAGACUUCCCCCAGCCCAGCUUGCGCAUCUGGCACCUCGACCGCACCACCCAGACUGCCGCGCUCAAUGAUCGCGUCUCUAUCCCCUUGCGUCCGUUCCUCGGCUGCAUGGGUCUCGCCCCAGCCACCUCAGACAACGACCUCUCGGUAAUUCCACCGAACGAAGCAGGCGGGAACAUCGAUUGCUGUGAUCUGACGAUCGGGUCGACCGUGUACCUCCCCGUGCAAACGACGGGGGCGCUGUUCAGUUGCGGCGACGGCCACGCAGUACAGGGUCAUGGCGAGGUAUGCGGGACGGCCAUCGAGACGCCGAUCAAGGCAACGUUGCGGUUCGAGGUCUGCAAGAACCAGCCGUGGGUGAAGACGCCUCAUUAUGAGAUUCCGCCUGCCGACUCGACGGCACAGACGCCGUUGUAUCAUCCCGUCCUGAGCAGGUCCGGGCGAUACGCUGCGACGGGACUCGGCUCCGACUUGACGGAGGCGUCCAAACAGGCGGUGCGCCAUAUUAUUGAGUGGCUGGUAGCGACGAAGGGGUUGUCUCGUGUGGAUGCGUACAUGCUGGCCAGCGUGGUGGGAAACCUGCAGAUCGUCGAGGUAGUUAAUAUGCCGAAGUAUUUGGUUUCUAUGGCGAUUCCGUUGGGGAUAUUUCAUGAUUGA
This is a messenger RNA of Aspergillus melleus, 972 nucleotides long. RefSeq names its product acetamidase/formamidase family protein. The record is from RefSeq and is a predicted model, not a curated record. NCBI's taxonomy places the organism in Eukaryota, Fungi, Ascomycota, Eurotiomycetes, Eurotiales, Aspergillaceae. The transcript has a single exon. Gene Ontology annotation, molecular function: hydrolase activity, acting on carbon-nitrogen (but not peptide) bonds, in linear amides. Bases 1 to 972 code for a protein of 323 amino acids.